Messenger RNA from Bombus impatiens (common eastern bumble bee), 1129 nucleotides. RefSeq lists its product as uncharacterized. The record is from RefSeq and is a predicted model, not a curated record. Bases 65 to 979 code for a protein of 304 amino acids. The transcript is spliced from 2 exons. Lineage: Eukaryota; Metazoa; Arthropoda; Insecta; Hymenoptera; Apidae.
CGUUGUUAAUUUGGGGGCUCAGCCGGGAUCUAGAGCGCUAAGUGACAAGUGAUGUCUCACAAAAAUGACUGACUACAAUGCAGGAAAAGCAGGUUUGACUGACGAGCAGGUGGCUCAGAUGCAAAUACCUGAGCUAAAAGACGAGCUGAGAAGACGACGGCUGAGAUUAGUGGGCAGAAAACGCGAGCUGAUAGAGCGAUUGCUUGCUGCGUUACGCUUAGAGCGGGAACACGGUGCGCGAGAAGACGAUCCAGAUGAUGACAACGACAGCGAUUUAGAAGACGACGACGACGACGAUGAGAUUGGCGUGAUUGGGAACUGUUUAGACGUCAACGGUCUAGGAAAUCGCGAUCUCAAUAAUCAAGACGUCGGAGUUCGGGUAACUCCAGUGAUAAGACGACCAAGGCAAGACGAGCCAGUGCUAACGCUCAUAGACGUAGAGGACUUGCUAGAGAAAUUCAGCGGAGAUGAUCUGCUAAGUAUAAAUCGGUGGAUAGAAGACUUUGAAGAAAUGGCAGAACUGUGUGGUUGGUCAGACAUCCACAUGGUAGAUUUCGCUAAGGAACUGCUCACAGGCUCCGCUGAAACUUUCGUACAACAAGAACAAUGCACAGAGUCCUGGGCGAAGCUAAAAAAGGCGAUGAAGGACAAAUUUGAGAAUGUAGUAAGUGACCAGCAAAUACAUCGGGAGUUAGCGCGUAGAACGAAGAAACCAGAUGAGAGUCUACAGCAAUAUAUGUAUAGUAUGCGUGAGACUGCGGAACAAGGAAAGGUUGAUAUACAGUCGCAAAUCGACUAUAUUAUUCAGGGUAUUCCUGACGAGGUCAUAAAUAAGGUUAUAUUAUACGGAGCCAGGAACAUGCAACAGCUGAAAGAAUGUCUUAAGCAGUACGAAGCGAUGAAAAGGGAUAUGGAAGCGGAAAAAAGAUCUGGGGAACGCAAGGACGAUAAGGGAAAACGAUCAAAAGUGCGAAAUUAGUCGAGGCAAACAAGUAGUAACAAAAGAAGAUGUUUUAAUUGUGGUGGUGAAGAUCAUUUAAGUGCUAAGUGUCCAGAGAAAGGAAAAGGUGUUAAGUGCUUCAAGUGCAACGAAUUUGGACAUAUUGCGGCGAAGUGUACAGCACGACCA